CGGGUUUUUUUUUUUGUUUUCGUGGGGGAAGAAAUAAAGGAUGUGGUUACCAAGAUACGGGCUUGACAGGAAAGAGAAACUGGAUGUGAAGGGAAUUGUGGCAGUGGCAAUUGACAGAGACAAAGGAAGCCAAGGGGCUCUCAAAUGGGCCAUUGAUUAUUUGCUUCAAAGAGGACAAUCAGUUUUCCUCAUUCAUGUCAAACUCAGAUCCCCUUCUAAUUCUUCCCAAAAGAUGAGCUCUAAAUCUGACUCUGAAGCCAGCAUCAAAGAAUUAUUCCUUCCUUUUCGUUGCUUUUGUACUCGGAAGGAUAUACAAUGCAUGGAUGUUGUGUUGGAAGAUACAGAUGCAGCAAGGGCCAUAAUUGAGUAUGCAGCAAAUAAGGCCAUAGAGAACAUUGUUUUGGGCGCUUCAGCAAAAUCUGGCUUCUUAAGAUUCAAGACAAACGAUGUUCCUGGCAGUGUAGUAAAAGGAGCACCAGAUUUUUGUAAUGUGUUUGUCAUUUCUAAAGGGAAAGUUCAAUCGAUGCGUUCGGCGUCUCGUCCCGCUCCAGUGAUUAGUCCUCUACGAGGUCAAUUAGCUCAACAAAGCAGCCCGAAAUCCGAUACGCCCGAGAUCCAGAUGACUCACUCUGCCAGUGCAAGAGCGUCUGCGGAUAGGCCCCCCCUUGAUCUGCCAUGUAAUCUGCCAUGUAAUCUGCCAUGUAAUCUGCCAAGUAAAGUGCAGGAUGAGACCGAUUUCAUGAGGUCACCAUUCACAAGGAAAGGAUAUAAUUACAAACCAUCAUCACCGACGCAAGAAUCGGAUAUAUCUUUCGUUAGCUCCGGAAGACUGAGCAUCGAUCGUAUAUUUCCUUGUAGUCAAGAUACAGGAGGAAGAGCCACACCACCACAGGUUUCAAGCAGUACAGAUUUUGACUUAUCUCAUAGCUUUGAGUCUCUACAGAUGGGACGGAUGUCAGCGGAUAUGAACUUUUCGUCCGAGUUCUCUUCGAUCUCGCAAGACAGUGACAGACUUUCGAUCUCAUCACAGUCUAUGGAAGACGUCGAGGCCGAGAUGCGGAGGCUCAAGCUAGAACUCAAGCAAACCAUGGAAAUGUACAGCACAGCCUGCAAGGAAGCUCUUACAGCCAAACAAAAGACAGUCGAGCUACAACGAUGGAAAUUAGAAGAAGAACAGAGAUUAGAGGAGGCGAGAUUGGCCGGGGAAGCUGCAUUGGCGCUAGCAGAACAGGAGAAGUUGAAGUCGAAAGCAGCCAUCGAGGCAGCUGAAGCGGCUCGGAGAAUUGCAGAAUUGGAAGGACAGAAAAGAAUGAAGGCUGAAAUGAAAGCACUCAAAGAAGCUGAGGAGAAGAAAAAGGCAGUUGAUGCAUUGGCAAACAAUGAUAUCAGGUAUAGGAAGUAUACAAUCGACGAGAUCGAAGUGGCAACGGAAUUCUUUGCUGAAUCUCGUAAGAUCGGAGAAGGAGGCUAUGGUCCUGUUUACAGGUGUAAUCUUGAUCAUACUCCGGUUGCCAUUAAGGUUCUACGUCCCGAUGCGACUCAAGGACGAUCACAGUUUAAACAAGAGGUAGAAGUACUCAGCUGUAUACGUCAUCCGAACAUGGUUCUCCUCCUUGGAGCUUGCCCCGAGUAUGGCUGCUUGGUCUAUGAGUACAUGGCUAAUGGGAGCUUAGAAGACCGACUUCUUCGACGAGGAAACACGCCACCACUUUCUUGGCAGCUCAGGUUCAAAAUUGCAGCUGAAAUUGGGACAGCAUUGCUGUUCUUGCACCAAACAAAGCCAGAGCCUCUUGUGCACCGUGAUCUCAAACCGGCUAACAUUCUGCUCGAUCGUAACUUCGUCAGUAAGAUCAGUGAUGUUGGCUUGGCUAGGCUCGUACCGCCAUCGAUUGCUAAUAGUGUAACACAAUAUCGAAUGACAUCGACCGCUGGAACAUUUUGCUACAUUGAUCCCGAGUAUCAGCAGACAGGUAUGCUUGGUGUGAAAUCCGACAUAUACUCGCUAGGCAUCAUGUUUCUCCAACUGAUCACUUCUAGGCCACCAAUGGGAUUGACUCACCAUGUCGAAAGAGCUAUCGAGAAGGGGACGUUCGAAACUAUUCUCGACCCAGCCGUCCUUGAUUGGCCUAUUGAAGAAGCUUUGUGUUUCGCCAAGAUGUCACUCAAGUGUGCCGAGUUACGACGUAAAGAUAGGCCUGAUCUUGGUAAGGCCAUCCUUCCAGAGCUUAACAGGUUGAGAACUUUUGCAGAAGAUACAACGCACCCAACACUGAUGGGGGGAGACACGAGCCCCUCUCGCAGCAACAGCCAAGUUUCUUUACAAUUUGGAUCAUCACCGCAAUCAUACAACAGCUCGAGAAACCCAUCGACAACUUUUUGAAGGUAAGGUAGACCACACAAUUUAUUAUAUCAUUGAAAGCAUGUUUGAUUCAACGAAGUAUUUGAUAGCCCAAGAACUUAUUUGGAUCAAAUCUCUAUCAAGUUAUGCUUUGUUGGAAGUUGGUCUGAUGCGGAAGGGAAUGCAAUUUGUGAAUAUAAAUUUGGAUAUUUUUUUGGUU
Molecule: messenger RNA, 2558 nt
Organism: Cucurbita maxima (winter squash)
Lineage: Eukaryota; Viridiplantae; Streptophyta; Magnoliopsida; Cucurbitales; Cucurbitaceae
Product: U-box domain-containing protein 35-like
Exons: 10
Coding region: 41-2380 (779 amino acids)
Biological process (GO): protein phosphorylation
Molecular function (GO): ATP binding; protein kinase activity
Source: RefSeq, a predicted model, not a curated record